CGUCGGACGAGAGACGUGUUGCAAACUACUUUACUGGCCCGCGGUAUGAACAAAUCAUAUUAUUCCCCAUUUUUUCCUUGCCGUGCGCAUCCAGGAUCUUGAACAAACCCCUCACCAUUUUACCCGACGAUGACGAGUUCCGGUACCUCGACGCCCGCCACAGUGGCCUUGAACUCAAUGACAGAUGUACGCCAAUCCAGCAAUGCAGAAAAUGACCACCAGACCGUUCCAUCUGUAAUUGAAGAGGCCGUCUCGGAUAUCGAGCAUCUUCCGGUCCAAGACGAUCCCCGAAAGUGGUCACCCAUGCGCAAGAAUUUUGUCUUGGGCGUAAUUGCUUCAGGAUCGAUGAUUGCCGGAUUCGGCGCCAACAUACAAAAUCCCGCGAUCGAGGAUAUGGAAAGGGACCUCCCUGCCACAAGUGGGCAAAUUAGCUUGAGCGUUUCACUGUUCAUCGCCUUGCAAGGAGUCACACCCUUGCUUUGGAGUUCUAUCAGUGAAGUGAAAGGCCGCCGGUUCGUCUACUUGAUAUCGCUCCUGAUUUUUAUUGUCGGAUCAAUCAUUGUUGCCACGAGCAAGACGAUAGACCUGGUAAUAGGGAUGCGAUGUCUACAAGCUUUAGGCUCAAGCGCUGUGAUGACUAUCGGUGCGGCUAGUCUUGCAGACAUCUUCGAUCCGGAAGAAAGAGGCAGAAAGAUGGGUAUAUACUAUAUUUCUCCUCUUCUCGGCCCAUCUCUAGGACCUGUAUUUGGAGGAGUUCUCACUACCGGAUUUAAUUGGCGAGCCCCCUUCUGGUUCCUGGCCAUCCUUGCCGGGACUAUUUUUCUGUGCUUUUUGUUCUUUUUCAAAGACACGUACAGGAAGGAGCGAAGUUACGUAUACCAAAAUAUUUUGAAACGGCAUUUGAAGGAGCAGGCGCAGCAAAUGAAAAAGGAGGAGAAGCUGCGGGCCAAGGAGGCCGAAACUCUGGAGAAACCCAAGGAUACGGCGGAGGACGAAAAUAUCAAGACAGAUGCUGAUCUAGAAAAACAAGAGCCUAUCUCUGAAGUCGGAGCCUCGACCCUGGAAACCCUACCAACAAUAAAGCUCUCUUUGAGGGAUGUCAACCCGGUCCAUCCGUUAUGGCUCGUUCUUCGACGGCGGAAUAAUAUCCUCAUGCUACUCUCCUCAGGUAUACUAUUUUCAUACUGCUUCAUAGUGGUAUACACAACAUCUCGAACUCUUGGAAGUGCUUACGGUUAUGACGCACUGACGAUAGGAUUUAUUUUGUUGUCGUUCGGACUGGGAUCAAUGGCUGGGAGCAUACUAGGAGGUCGUUUCUCGGACCGUGAGCUAGCAAGACUCAAAAGAAAGAAUGAAGGAAGAAGUCACCCAGAGAUGCGCUUGAAGAGCACGAUAUAUAGCAUCUGGCUCUUCCCUAUGUCCGUCGUAGGGCUUGCUUGGGUAUGUCAACAGCAUGUACAUGUUGCUGCGAUAUGCGUUAUGCUGUUUGUUUCUGGAUUCUUUGCGAUCUCCGCUUAUGCUAGCGAAUUGGCGUAUAUCGUGGAUGCAAAUGUGGGUCGAUCUUCCAGUGCUGUUUCCCUAAACAGCUCCUUCCGUGGAAUGGCGGCGUUUAUCGGUACGGAGAUCGCAGUACCAGUACAGGAUAAGCUUGGCGAUGGCUGGAUGUAUACCAUCUUUGCCAUCAUUCUUUUGCUCAGUGGGCUAUUGGUGUUACUAGUAAUAAAAAAGGGUGAGGAAUGGAGAGUCCAAGGAGAAGCUAGCGAAGGCGAUAGCAAAUCAUAGUGGUUAAGGUGGACUCCGUUUGAAAGGUACUAAUCUCCCCUAGAACUUAUAGAGUACCAGCAGCUUGUAGUUUGCACUUGAUAAGCUAAGUAUCGCC
This is a messenger RNA of Guyanagaster necrorhizus, 1879 nucleotides long. Its product is annotated as MFS general substrate transporter. Gene Ontology annotation, cellular component: plasma membrane. Gene Ontology annotation, biological process: transmembrane transport. The transcript is spliced from 13 exons. NCBI's taxonomy places the organism in Eukaryota, Fungi, Basidiomycota, Agaricomycetes, Agaricales, Physalacriaceae. The coding region runs from base 130 to 1782 and encodes 550 amino acids. The record is from RefSeq and is a predicted model, not a curated record. Gene Ontology annotation, molecular function: transmembrane transporter activity.